AUGGGAGACGCAGAGAACGCCCUUCCUCCCUCAAAGAAAAGGGCUGCUGGUAGAGAACUUAAUCGCGACAGACCUGAACUUGAUGAUGAGGAGGAUGCAUCAGAACAAGAGAGCGGGACCUUCAAGAGGGCAAGUAAUGAAGUGCUAGCAACCAGGAGAAUUGUCAAAGUACGUCGAAAUCAAGGCACAUCUGCCCCUUCUUCCAAUCCUUUUGCUGGAAUUCGCUUGGUUCCACCUGCUGAGGCAAAGUCCGCGGAGGUGAGCCCUGAAGAGGAAGCUGUGAGUGAGAAGGCUACUGCUGGUUUGGAUGAAGAGGAUAAAGAGACCGAGAAGGACACCAAUGGUGAUAAUAAACAAGCAGAAAGCAAAACUGAUGAGGUCGGAACGGAAUCUGCUGCAGAUAAGGAGGAUGUUGCAGAUAAGGAUGUUGACGAUGAUGCUAAAAACUCACCCGAACAAAAGCCAGAGGGUGAGGCAGCAACUGGAGGCGAAAAAAGCGAAAGCAAUGUCAAGAAAGACGACGAAAAUUCAAAUUCAACUACUGAAACUACUCCGCUGAGCUCAUUCCAACAGCUUUCAAGUACACAAAAUGCAUUCACUGGUCUUGCUGGUACUGGCUUUUCUACUUCUACCUUCUCAUUUGGGUCUAUUCCGAAGGAAGGGUCUGCAACAGGCACUGGUUCUGGUUCUCUUUUUGGACUCAAAGGUGACCAACCUUCUUUUGGGUUUGGUCUCUCCAGUAAUGGGAACUCCUCAAUUUUUGGCGCUUCUGUCGUGUCCAAGGGGGAGAAUAGCGGUGUCACGACUCUGCAGGAGGUUGUGGUUGAGACGGGUGAAGAAAAUGAGAACGUGGUUUUUUCUGCUGAUUCUGUGUUGUUUGAAUAUGUAGAGGCUAGCUGGAAGGAACGUGGUAAGGGUGAAAUCAAAGUGAAUGUGUCGACAACUGGUAAUGAGAAAGCCAGACUCCUCAUGAGAACUAAGGGGAAUUACAGGCUUAUUUUGAAUGCCGGUCUUUACCCAGAAAUGAAGCUCACAAAUAUGGACAAGAAAGGCAUCACUUUUGCAUGCGUUAACAGCAUCACUGAAGAAAAGGGCAAUCUUUCUACGUUUGCUCUUAAGUUCAAAGAUGUCUCCAUCUUAGAAGAGUUCCGUGAGUCUGUCACAAGGCACCAAGGUAAUACAGCACAGAAAGAUGAUGCAGCCGAGGUUUUGAAGACUCCAGAAAAUUCCCCUGAAGAUUCAAGUGAGUGAAAGGUAGUAGACGUCCGAAUAGAUGAUUCUGUUAUGGGUCGAUGUCGUUUGUGGAAGUCGUUCGUGAGAAUAAUCUCAUAACUAAGCAAAUUUCCGGGUCCUCGUGAAGCAGAGUUUAGGGUAUAUGAUCUUUUUGGUCGAGUUGGCCUUUGCUGACAUGUUUUUACCUUUCUCAUGUAUCGCGUCUUAAACUGUCAACUAUCAUUUACAAACCUGAGAGUACGGAGCAACGAGAGGAUUAGCUAUUGUCCCGAUGGGAUAGUUACUCGACGAGUUAACCGGUCAUAGGACAUAAUGAAGCAGCUUCAUUUUUUCU
Molecule: messenger RNA, 1567 nt
Organism: Syzygium oleosum
Lineage: Eukaryota; Viridiplantae; Streptophyta; Magnoliopsida; Myrtales; Myrtaceae
Product: nuclear pore complex protein NUP50A-like
Exons: 1
Coding region: 1-1251 (416 amino acids)
Biological process (GO): intracellular transport
Cellular component (GO): cytoplasm; nuclear pore
Molecular function (GO): GTPase activator activity
Source: RefSeq, a predicted model, not a curated record